AUGAACACACACGCGAUCGUUCUGGAAAAGCCCGAGACCAUCGCCCUGCGCGAUGUGGGCCUGACCGCGCCGCAGCCCGGCGACGCCGUCGUCGAUGUGUUGUGGAGCGGCAUCUCGACCGGCACCGAGAAGAUGCUCUGGGACGGCACGAUGCCCACUUUCCCGGGCAUGGGAUACCCGCUGGUUCCCGGCUACGAAGGCGUCGGCCGCGUGCGGGAGGUGACGGACGGGUGCGGCCUCUCAGAGGGACAAUUGGUCUUCGUGCCCGGUGCGCGCUGCUAUGAGGAUGUCCGGCCAUUGUUCGGCGCCAGCGCCGCGCGAGUCGUCGUCGGCGGCAAGAAGGUCUACCCGGUCAGCGAAACGCUCGGCCGCGACGCCGUGCUGCUGGCCCUUGCGGCCACCGCCCAUCAUGCUCUGACGCUGCCCGGUGUCGCCCUGCCCGGCCUCAUAGUCGGCCAUGGCGUGGUCGGCCGGCUGCUCGCCCGGAUCGCCAUGGCGCUGGGCGCUGAUGCGCCCACGGUCUGGGAGAUCAAUCCGGCGCGCCGCGAUGGCGCGACCGGAUAUGCCGUCACCAAUGGCGAUGACGACGACCGCCGCGAUUACGCAACGAUCAUCGAUGCCAGCGGCGAUCCGGCGAUCAUCGACCGGUGCGUCCCGCGCCUUGCCCGCGGCGGGCAGAUCGUCCUUGCCGGCUUUUACGGCACGCCGCUGAGCUUCACGUUCCCGCCCGCCUUCAUGCGCGAGGCCUCGAUCCGCAUCGCGGCCGAGUUCCAGCCCGGCGAUGUCAAUGCCGUGCUCGAUCUCGUCACGGCCGGAAAGCUCGACCUUUCGGGCCUGAUUUCCAAUCAAGCGUCCGCCAGAGACGCCAACGCGGCCUACCGGACGGCCUUCAACGAUCCGGCCUGCACGAAAAUGGUUCUGACCUGGGAGAAAGACGCAUGA
This is a messenger RNA of Effrenium voratum, 942 nucleotides long. Lineage: Eukaryota; Dinophyceae; Suessiales; Symbiodiniaceae. The record is from the annotation of a GenBank genome assembly.